This is a messenger RNA of Camarhynchus parvulus, 967 nucleotides long. RefSeq names its product interleukin 26 (gene IL26). NCBI's taxonomy places the organism in Eukaryota, Metazoa, Chordata, Aves, Passeriformes, Thraupidae. The transcript is spliced from 4 exons. The record is from RefSeq and is a predicted model, not a curated record. The coding region runs from base 149 to 445 and encodes 98 amino acids.
UGAAGAUUAAUAUUAUUGUUACUAAGUUUUGUACAAACCAGACUUAAAACUGUCUCCCUUCCUCUGCUUGUGUUAAUUAAUACUAUCAUAUUAUAUUUUACAGAAGGAUCUCAUCAAGACCACUAGAUUGCUUAAAAAGACUACAAAAAUGCUGUUUAUGAUAAACUGCACUGUUCGAGAUCAGCUCCUCUCCUUCUAUGUGAAAAAUGUCUUCAGUCGUCUUGAGGUAGGAAGUGACAAGUUGUACUUUAUUAGUGCCUUCCAGGUCCUGCAAGCAAACAUGGAUGCCUGUCUUCCGUGUGCUCCAUCCACAAGGUUAACUUCUGCAGUCAAAAAGUUAAAGAGAGUCUUUCUUAAGCUUGGAGAUCAGGGAAUCUACAAGGCCAUCCAUGAACUGGACAUUCUCCUUCCCUGGAUUCAGGCCUACAUACAAACCAUCAUAUGAAGAAGGAGGACGUGACAGACAGUGUGCUGCUUCUGUGAGAAGACCAGAUCAAUACCCAAAAGGCCUGAAAAUGAACUGAGAGCCGGAUGAUCAAUGUGUCUGGCAGUAACUCCCUCCCAUGGAAAGAGACCCUCUGUAACACAAGUGGCACGAAGAGGGCUUUUCAUAAGCUUUCCUGGUUAACCUGGCACAGCAGCUUUGCCUGUUCUGCCUGUGGAGAAGCUAGAGCAUGCUGCUGUGCUUUCACCCUGCCUGCCCGCCCGCUGCCUCGUGGGCAGCCCCCAAAGGUGCCGCACCAGCAGAACGUGGGAUCUGCUACCCUGAGCAUCAGACACAAUGUCCCAUGUGCUGUGGGCAUGAUCUUGCCGUGGCUUGUGCCACUCUGUGUGAAUACAGCUCAAAGCAACGAGGAUCACUUUGGAAAAUCCCACCCCUAAGCUAUAUUUCCUUUGGGGCUUGUGGUUCUAGAUAUAUAACAGUAGACACAAGCCAUUCUAUGUGUAAAUAAGAAAAAUAAUUAUA